This is a messenger RNA of Drosophila albomicans, 912 nucleotides long. Its product is annotated as ficolin-1-like. The coding region runs from base 136 to 912 and encodes 258 amino acids. The record is from RefSeq and is a predicted model, not a curated record. The transcript has 6 exons. NCBI's taxonomy places the organism in Eukaryota, Metazoa, Arthropoda, Insecta, Diptera, Drosophilidae.
GUAAUAUUAUUGCUGGAGUCGGGAAACAAUAAGAUUAAUCAGCAAAAUUCAAAACAAAACUCAACGUGCUUGAAUUCUGUGAACGAACUACAGCAGGAAAAUACAAAGUUAAAUUCACAGCUUCAGAACAAUACAAUGGAAAUAACUCAUCUAAAAAGUCAACUCCAUGAUUGCAAAUUAAAUGACACAAAUUGUUCGAAAUAUAAUCAUGAUCAACAAAUAUUAUUAGACCAAUGUCAAAAGAGUAAAGAAGAUAUGCAAAAAGAGAUUGAGGAUAGGAAAAUAAUCCAAAAUGAGCUAAACGAUUGUAAAAACUACAGUUCACACAUUGAAAAUCAGCUAACAGUCACUCAACUAAAUUUGACAGAUUUACAAGCGGAAUUGGCGAAGAAUAUUCAAAAGAAGCCCGUGACAAUUCUACCAAAGUCUUGUUUAAAUUUGAGUUCUGGUAUUCAAGAAAUACAACUUCCAAAUAAAGAAAGUAGUAAUGUUCUUUGUGAUGAUGAUGGUUGGAUGAUCAUUCAGCGUCGGAUUAAUGGAAAACAAGAUUUUGAUAAAAAUUGGCAAGAAUACGUAGAUGGAUUUGGAUACUUGGAUGGAGACUUUUGGUUUGGAUUGGAAAAACUGCAUCUCGUUACGAGUUCAAUGCGACACCAAUUACAAAUAUCCGGAAAUAGCUUUUAUUAUGGCUCAUAUUAUGAGGAUCUAUAUGAUGACUUUAGGAUUGGUAAUUCAGACUCCCUCUACAAAUUGGAAUCAAUUGAAAAUCAAUCAGAUAACAUACUUACGAUUAUGAACGAUAAUAUAAACAAAUUAAAGCAAAAAGAUGAUACAAUUGCCAACUUGAAUUCACAAAUAGAUAUCAAAAUAAUCGAGGCAACCAGAGCCAGUGAACGUUACGAUGAAUUAUAA